AUGUCCAUCACUCCAUCCGCCACCCUCCGCCAAACAUAUUCAUCACCCCUCCACCAAAAAACAGCAGCUGUUCGGCUCACCCCUUCCGCGGCGGCGGAGGCGGCUCCAGCCAGUCGCUCUGGGUGGACUGCAAACAUGGAGAUGUACCUUGGCGGCGCCGGCUUGCGACUGCUGGAGAAGCAGGAACACGUCGCUUUCUUGUCGACGGCCGACGGUGAGGCUGUAAGUACAGAGAGUGUCGCCGUAACUGGCGGCGCUGUUGUGAUCUCCGCUGCCAUUGAUGCGCCAACGCCGGCGAGUGAGCCACUGGUGGCCGCCGUCUGCCGCCACCAGUUGAGUAGCCGAGCAUCCGCAGCCCGUCACUGGAGAUCACUGUGGCAUAGAAUGCUCCGGAGACCUAGCCUCGUCCUCUACGCCAUCGUCGCCGCCAAGCCAAAACAGUCUGCCGAUUGCAAUAUACAACUCGUGUAUGUGUGCGUGUGCUUGGGUGAUGGUGUCGAUAGAGGCAGGACGUCGACGGAUGGACGAUGGCGGCUGUGGGAGAACGGCGGAGGAGAAUAA
Molecule: messenger RNA, 561 nt
Organism: Striga asiatica
Lineage: Eukaryota; Viridiplantae; Streptophyta; Magnoliopsida; Lamiales; Orobanchaceae
Source: the annotation of a GenBank genome assembly